Molecule: messenger RNA, 1184 nt
Organism: Plutella xylostella (diamondback moth)
Lineage: Eukaryota; Metazoa; Arthropoda; Insecta; Lepidoptera; Plutellidae
Product: CLIP domain-containing serine protease HP8
Biological process (GO): proteolysis
Molecular function (GO): serine-type endopeptidase activity
Source: RefSeq, a predicted model, not a curated record
CUAUUAGGUAAGUACGUCAUUGUACGCAUUGCACUAACAGAAGACCUACUUGGUACUGAAGAAUCUUACUCUUGCCGUGAAGCACGAACACUAAAUCAUCAUACGUAGUUUAAUGUACAAUGAAAUUAAAAUUAUAAAACGAAUCGUUUAGUUUCACUUUCAGCGUGUCCACAGCACUCGACCGCAUGCAUUCAGUGUAUAGGAAACAACAAAUAGGUCACAUCAUGGCGGCUGCAACUAAAAAAUCACAGUUUGUGAUGAAGUUAUUCAUAAUUUUCUGUCCUUUCACUCUUCACAUUAUACAGGGUUUGGAAGCUGCGAGUGCGGGCGUGGCCCAGCACCCGGCGUGGAUGCUACUGGAUGCUCAGGACUGCGGGGACAGCGUGGCGGACCGCAUCAUCGGAGGCACCAACGCCGGCCUCGGACAGUUCCCCUGGAUCGCCCGCCUUGGAUACCGAAGUGAAGGGUUAACCUCCGGCAUUGAGUGGCUGUGUGGAGGCGCGCUGAUCACCCCCCUACACGUCGUCACUGCCGCGCAUUGCACCAAAUCUGCCGGGGUUGUUCUAGAGUGGGUGCGUCUCGGCGAGCACAACACGCUGACAGACCCGGACUGUCAGCUGUGGACGUGCGCUCCCCCGGUCCAGGACAUCGCCAUCGAGCGCGUGCUCCCACACCGGAACUUCUCCAACUUCCACCAGGACCUCGCCAUGUUGGUGCUGAAGACGCCCGCCGUUUUUAAUGACUACGUGGCGCCCAUCUGCCUGCCGCGGCCGGAGUUGCCAGGGCCGCUGCUCGGGGAGCCGCUGACCGUGGCCGGCUGGGGCAAGAUGAACAUGACCACCGAGGAGCGGGCCACCGUGCUGCAGUAUGUGCAGGUGCCGCUAGUACCUCCAGAGGCGUGCGACAUCUUCGGUCACGGGUUCAAGACGAGCGCGGGCGAGGUGUGCGCCGGCGCCGUCAUGAACAAGGACGCGUGUGGGGGCGACUCCGGCGGACCGCUCAUGAAGGUCUACGAUACUCCUGAAGGACCAAAAACGUACCUCGUUGGAGUGGUGUCUUUUGGACCAACAAUAUGUGGCAUAAAGAAGCCGGGAGUCUACACAUCCGUCUCGUAUUAUCUUAAUUGGAUCCUCGAUAAACUUCUUGUCAACAAAUAAAUAAAUAGCAUUCCUGAAAAAAUACUA